Dermatophagoides pteronyssinus (European house dust mite) is the source of this 1084-nucleotide messenger RNA. Its product is annotated as peptidyl-prolyl cis-trans isomerase-like. Gene Ontology annotation, molecular function: cyclosporin A binding; peptidyl-prolyl cis-trans isomerase activity; RNA binding. NCBI's taxonomy places the organism in Eukaryota, Metazoa, Arthropoda, Arachnida, Sarcoptiformes, Pyroglyphidae. Gene Ontology annotation, cellular component: mitochondrion; cytoplasm. The record is from RefSeq and is a predicted model, not a curated record. Gene Ontology annotation, biological process: protein peptidyl-prolyl isomerization; protein folding.
AGAACUAUACUUUAGGAAUUCUUCAUAAACUGCAUGAUCGAAAUUUCAAUCGGCCUGAUUAAUAUUUCAUUUAACAAUUUAAAUUAUCAUCAUCGUUUUUUUUUGAAUAAUGUCUAUUUUAGCUGCAGCCAAUAAGCGAGUGGUAUAUUGUGGUGGAUUGUCAGAAGAAGUGGAUGAGAAAAUUAUCAAAUCUGCUUUUCUCACUUUCGGUGAAAUUAUCGAUGUAAACAUGCCCAUAGAUUAUAUCACUCAGAAACAUAAAGGUUUCGCAUUUAUUGAAUUUGAAACGGCUGAAGAUGCAGCAGCAGCCAUCGAUAAUAUGAACGACUCGGAAAUAUUUGGAAGAACGAUUCGAGUUAAUUUGGCAAAACCAGUUAAACUUCGUGAAGCUUCACAAAAAGCUGUUUGGGCUGAUGAUGAAUGGUUGGCUAAACAUGCCGGUAAAACUUUAGAUUCUCAAUUCAGUAUUGAUAAAAAAGAAACUUUGGAACCAAAUGAGGACGAUGACAAUGAUGACCAAGAAAAAGACACAGCAGAUGAAUCGGCAGGUUUGAGCGAAAAGAUGCAAACCAAUCCUCAAGUAUUUUUCGAUAUUCGUGUUGAUAAUCAAUACUGUGGUCGUAUUGUCAUAUUGCUUCGAAAAGAUGUUGUUCCAAAAACGACCGAAAAUUUUCGUUGUCUUUGUACGCAUGAAAAAGGAUUCGGUUUUCGCGGUAGUAUAUUUCACAGAAUCAUUCCUGGUUUUAUGAUCCAAGGCGGUGAUUUCACCAAUCACAAUGGUACAGGCGGAAAAUCGAUUUAUGGACGAAAAUUUGAGGAUGAAAAUUUUCAACUAAAACACACUGGAGCAGGAACCUUGUCGAUGGCCAAUUCAGGACCGAAUACGAAUGGUUCACAAUUUUUCAUCACCGCCUCCCGAACAGAAUGGUUAGAUGGUAAACAUGUCGUGUUUGGGCAAGUGAUGCAAGGAAUGGACAUUGUCCGAAAAAUAGAAGAAUGUGGCAGUAAAAGCGGAAAACCGAACAAACGCGUUAAAAUUGCAAAUUGCGGGGAAUUUGUUUGAAUUUUAUUUAAUAAUUUUUGU